UACUUGUCCAGUGUCAGUGCCCGCCCUUUGGCAUCACCCUUCUCCCUGUUUAGAAAUUGAAGAGAGAGAGAAGAAAGAGAGGAAAAUAUUCAAUAUAUUACCAUAGAUAUACAAGUAUACAUAUAUUUAUGACAUAGGAAACCAGAGAGGAUUCCUGUUUCACUUUCCUCUUCCCUGAGAGCAUCUGUGAUUAGGGUUUUGCUUCUGCUGCUGCAGCUUGAGGAGGGUCCACUAGCAGAGCUUUUUCUUAGAAUACAAUGGGUUCUUAGAAUCGAGGUAGGUAAACCCCUCAAUCUUGCUUUUUCCCUGUUUUCAUCUUCUUAUUAUUGCUCAAUCAUAGACUUGGGGGUUUUCCUCUGAAACCAUUAAAAAAGAUCGGAUUUUUGUGAAAUCUGAGGGCAAAAGUUGUGUUCUUUGUUGGUUUUAUUUGAGGGUUAGGGUUUGAUGUCAAUGAAAGAGACAAGUUCUUGUUUUAGGUUGUUUUCACAGAGUGAGUUGGGGGGUAUGGUGACUCUGAUUUUAUGAGCAAGAAAGUCUUGGAUUUCCCCCCCAAUGAUCUGUGCAAUGUCAGAAGCGGGAGACCAAAGAUGGGUUUUUGAGCACACCCAUUUGAAAAUGUCUUGGAUUCAACACCAAAUCACCCAAAGAGAUGGUUUAAUGGAAUACCCACCUCCUAUCUCACCUUCAUCCUCACCUCCAUCAACCCCUUCAUCACCAUCACCAUCUUCAGGUGCCAAAAUUAGCCCAGCUGUUCUAUUUAUUAUAGUAAUCUUAGCUGUUCUGUUUUUCGUAUCCGGUCUCCUCCACCUACUUGUUAGAUUCCUCAUGAAACAACCAUCUUCUCCAAAUCAAUCUAAUGACAGAUACCCAGAAGUUUCAUCCUCUGAUGCCCUCCAAAGACAACUACAGCAACUCUUUCAUCUCCAUGACUCUGGUCUGGAUCAAGCUUUCAUAGAUGCCCUACCAGUCUUUAUGUAUAAAGAGAUAGUGGGUGCUAAUAAAGAGCCGUUCGAUUGUGCCGUUUGCCUCUGUGAGUUUACCGAGAAAGAUAAGCUUAGGUUGCUUCCUGUGUGUAGCCAUGCCUUCCACAUUAAUUGCAUAGACACCUGGCUUUUGACAAACUCAACUUGUCCGCUUUGUAGAGGGACCCUCUUUAAUCCAUCUAUUGAAAAUCCGGUCUUCGAUUACGACGAUUUGAGAGACGAGGAUGGGUUUCCCAACAACAGUGAAAAUGGGUUCGUUUCGAGUCAGAAGACGGUGCAAAUGGAAGAAAUUGUUAGUGAAAAGGGGGGUUUUCCAGUGAGACUUGGCAAGUUCAGAAAAUUAAACGAUGGUGCAGGGGAGACAGAUGUAGGUGAAACCAGUAGCAGUAAUUUGGAUGCAAGAAGGUGUUAUUCAUUGGGUUCGUAUCAGUAUGUGGUUGGUGAUACAAGCCUUAGAGUGGCCUUGACCUUGAGAAAUGAUCGAGAUGGUCGGGAUCUUAAGCUUGUGAAAGGAAGAGAAUGCAACAGCAACCCCUCAGUUGACGGGGAUGUGGAGGGGAAGAAGAUUAGUAUUGGGUCAAAAACAGAUAGCUAUUCUGUUUCCAAGAUUUGGCUCUGGUCUAAGAAAGGAAGAUUCGGAAGUUCUAUGGAUACUCAAUGAGUCAUUCUCCUUCGCUUGGUGUGAAAGGUACCUGCUUGGUUUCACGGUUGAUCAUUGACAAUAGAUUGAAGCUUGUUAAGCCUUUCGUUUUUCCUCCUAUCUAAAUUUUUGGCAAUGGUUGAGAAUUUUUAUGGUGGUUAUGGCGUUACAGAUGUGUACUUUGUCUUUUGAUUCAAACUUGGAAGCCUUACGGCCUACAAAGAUAGAGAUGACUUCUUCUCUUCAAGUAAAAGUAAAAAAUUGGUUUAACAUCUAAA
Molecule: messenger RNA, 1901 nt
Organism: Rhododendron vialii
Lineage: Eukaryota; Viridiplantae; Streptophyta; Magnoliopsida; Ericales; Ericaceae
Product: RING-H2 finger protein ATL46-like
Exons: 1
Coding region: 553-1644 (363 amino acids)
Source: RefSeq, a predicted model, not a curated record